CUGAGCUGCUUCUGUGCUUGUACACUCUGAGGUCUCUCCAGCAGACACACAUCCCUGUCACUGCAAGGCAGGCUGCGCUGCUCUGACCACCACAUCUCCAGUGACCAAGGGAUCUGUCUCCAGAGCCUCCACUUCUGAUUCACAAGAUCACUUUCAUUCACUCUUGUUCAUCCCACUUUUCCUGAAGAAAAAAAAAAAAAUCAGAAAAGAAAAAGGAUAGAUUCAUGGACUGCUGCUGACAGACUGCUAUACAGAGGGCUGAUAUUUGCCAACUUGUGCUUUGCAGACUUUUGAGCUUUGGAUAAGAGGUACCAGCUCCCUGUGAUGAGGGAUCCUUAUAUUGGGAAUUAAGCAGAACAAGACCCAGCACCCUUUCCCCCUGAUCAUUAAGGUGAGAAAACUCAUCUUGAACUUUGGAUAAGCAGGCAUACCUAUUGUGCCAGUGUCUGGUACCGAGGUUGGUGCUGAUGUGGGCUUCCAUGGAAUGAAGAAGGAGCUAUUGGAUCAAGGGUUAGCUUUGAAUGGUUCAACUUCCAAGCACCUGAGGAGGACUCCCAUAGUGUAGAUGAUGUUGAAGAAGAGCUGCUGUUUAGUAGCUAUACUACAAUUUUUACCCAACUGGAAUUAAAGGUGUAAUAUUAAGAGAGUCAGUAUCCUAUCUGGAGAUGGACUUGCUGUCUGCAACAUACCUUUUGGCAGUUUUAAUAGCCUGCAUAGUAUAUGAGUCUGGUGCUCAAGAGAAGAACUACAUAAUACGAGAAGAACGUCAAGAAAAUGUACUGAUUGGAAACUUGCUGAAAGACCUCAACCUUACUCUAGACCCUGACAUAGCUCUCUCAACACCUCUUCAGUUUAAGCUGGUGUAUAAGACUGGAGAUGUUCCCUUGGUUCGAGUUGAAGAGAACACGGGUGAGAUCUUCACUACUUCAAACCGGAUAGAUCGUGAAAAGCUCUGUUCUGGCAUAUUUACUGAAAACAAGUGCUUUUACGAAGUGGAAGUGGCUGUUCUUCCAGAUGAAGUUUUCAGACUAGUCAAGAUCCGGUUCUUAAUAGAGGAUAUCAAUGACAACUCUCCUCUCUUCCCUUCAACGGUCAUCAACAUCUCUAUUCCAGAGAAUACCGCUGUCAACUCUCGAUAUUCAGUUCCAUCUGCCAUUGAUCCAGAUGUUGGAAUGAAUGGAAUUCAGCACUAUGAACUCCUUAAGGGUCAGAGUGUUUUUGGACUGGAUGUAAUUGAAACACCAGAAGGGGACAAAUGGCCACAGCUUAUUGUCCAGCAGAGUUUGGAUAGAGAACAGAAGGAUACCUAUGUCAUGAAGAUUAAGGUUGAGGAUGGUGGAGAUCCUCCAAAAUCAAGUACUGCAAUUUUGCAAGUAACUAUUACUGAUGUUAAUGACAAUCGUCCUGUGUUUAAGGAAAAGGACAUUGAGGUUAAUAUCCCAGAAGAUGCUGCAGUAGGUACUUCCGUGACUCAGCUUCAUGCCACGGAUGCUGACUUAGGUUCCAAUGCAAAAAUUCACUUUUAUUUUGGAAAUCAGAUAUCUAAUCUUGCUAAACGGCAUUUUGCUAUAGAUAAUAAUACUGGAUUAAUUACUGUCAAGGAGCCCUUGGACAGAGAGGAAGCUCACUAUCAUAAACUUACAGUAUUGGCAAGUGAUGGCAGUUCAACCCCAUCUAGAGCUACCGUAACAAUAAAUAUCACUGACAUUAAUGAUAACAUCCCAUCCAUUGACACUAGGUACAUUAUAAAUCCUGUGAAUGGCACAGUGUUGCUAUCAGAGAAAGCUCCACUUAAUACAAAAAUAGCCCUAAUAACGGUAACUGACAAAGAUGCUGAUCUAAAUGGAAAAGUGACAUGUUUUACAGAUCAUGAUGUUCCAUUCAGGUUGAAACCAGUUUUUGACAAUCAGUUCCUUUUAGAGACUGCUGCUCCUCUUGAUUAUGAGACUACAAGAGAAUAUGCAAUUAAAAUAGUUGCCUCAGACUCUGGGAAGCCUCCAUUAAAUCAGUCUGCAAUGCUUCUCAUUAAAAUAAAAGAUGAAAAUGAUAAUGCUCCUGUCUUUACUCUGCCAGUGAUUGGCCUCUCCUUUAUUGAAAACAAUCCUCCUGGAACAGAGCUGACCAAAAUCAGUGCUACAGAUGCAGAUAGCGGUCGCAAUGCAGAACUUAGUUACAUUCUUGGUCCAAAUGCGCCAACAAUUUUCAACUUGGAUAGGCGUACAGGAAUCCUUACAGCAGUGAGAAAAUUGGACCGAGAGAAACAAGAUCGAUACUCUUUCACAGUGAUUGCAAAAGACAAUGGAAGCCCCUCCCUACAAGCCAAUACUACUGUUACCUUAUCAGUUCUUGACCAAAAUGACAACAGUCCAUCAUUCACACACAAUGAAUACAACUUCUAUGUACCAGAGAACCUCCCAAUGUAUGGAACUGUGGGUCUUAUUACCGUCACAGAUGCAGAUUCUGGGGAAAAUGCUGUGGUUACACUCUCACUUGUCAAUGCAAAGGAUAAUUUCCUAAUAGAUCCCCUUACUGGUGUCAUCAGGCCAAAUAUAACAUUUGAUAGAGAGCAGCAAGGCUCAUACACCUUUCAAGUUAAAGCUGUAGACAAAGGAAAUCCACAAAAGUCUUCAACUGUUAAGGUCACCAUAUUUGUUGAAGAUGUCAAUGACAAUAAGCCUGUAUUUGUCAUCCCCUCAAACAAUUAUUCAUAUGAAUUAGUGCCAACCUCAACCAACCCAGGAUCUGUUGUGACCAGAGUAUUUGCUGUUGAUAAUGAUACAGGUGUAAAUGCUGACCUUCGCUACAGCAUUAUAGGUGGGAAUUCAAGGAGCUUGUUUACUAUUGAUGAAAAGACAGGGAACAUCAGCCUGAAGGAAAAGGUUUUAACUGGUGAUCAUGGUUUACAUAGACUUGUUAUAAAAGUAAAUGAUUCAGGAAAACCUGAGCCAUUUCACACUCUUGCUCUGGUGCAUUUGUUUGUUAAUGAAACAAUCACCAAUGGAUCUUACAUUCAAGAACUUGUACGUAGAAAUAUGGAAACAGCAGUAGACCAAAACUAUAGAGAUGGUGAGAUAACGCCACAGACCAAUGACUAUGUCAAAAUCAUUAUUGCCAUUAUUGCAGGCACCAUGACAGUGAUCCUUGUUAUAUUUGUCACUGCUUUGGUACGUUGUCGUCAAACACCAAGACAUAAAGUUGUUCAGAAAAACAAGCAGAGUGGAGAAUGGGUUUCUCCAAACCAAGAAAAUCGUCAAAUCAAGAAAAAGAAGAAGAAGAAGAAGCGGUCUCCAAAAAAUCUCCUACUUAAUUUUGUUACAAUAGAAGAAUCGAAAUCAGAGGAUCCUGCUCAUGAGCAUAUUAAUGGUACCUUGGACAUUCCUGUGGAGUUAGAGGAACAGACUAUGGGGAAAUAUAAUUGGGCUACCACACCAACUACUUUCAAACCAGACAGUCCUGAUUUGGCCAAGCACUACAAGUCUGCUUCUCCCCAACCAACAUUUCAGAUAAAGCCUGAGACACCAGUUCCUCCUAAGAAGCAUCAUGUGAUUCAAGAGCUUCCUCUUGACAAUACGUUUGUAGUGGGCUGUGACUCAUUGUCUAAGUGUUCCUCCAGCAGCUCGGACCCUUACAGUGUCUCUGAAUGCAGCUGCCAAGGAGGCUUUAAGGCACCGGGACCUAUCCACACAAGACAGCCCCUCCGUUUUCACUGGAUUCUUGAUAAUGCAGCCUCAGUAAAUGUUGGGCAGCCUACAGCAGUGUCCUGAUCACUGUUUGCUGUCUUGCUCUGAGAACGUCACCGCAUCUGAGGUCAUAUACAGAGGUCGUUUGGGUACUCAAUGAUGUUAAACCAGCAAAUAUGGAAAUAUGAAAACAGCACGAGAAAGCCCUUUCUCCUGACUCUGAUUGCUGAAGACAUUUAUCCACUGAUCUCCAGAGAGGUUUGGAAAUAGAUGAACCAUUGCAACAACCCUACUGAAAGGUAUCCAGGGCAAGACUAUUUAUUCCCCUUUUCUCACGGACAACAAACUUUGUGCUAUAUUGUAGACAUGGAAGCCAACAUAGAUAUUGAAAUAAGAACUUUGUUUUGUCAUCACUCAUUUUGAGGGAUGUUAUAAAUAAAAUAGUGAAUUGUUUUCAAAUAUUGCUUGUAAAAAAAAUAAGAAAAAAGAAAAACACAUCUGCUUCAUUGCUUAUGUUUGUUAUUUAUUUAUAUGUAUGUAAUAUCUGGUUAUGAUCAAUAAAUAUUGAUUUAGGGAGCAAUAAAACAUAUGCAUAUAUGUAUAAAAUAGGAAAAAAAAGAAUGUAAUGUUCUUUAUACGCAACAUUUUUAAAGAUCUGUUUCAAAAAAUGUAUAUUUAAUAGCCGUGUGUGUUACUUAACAGACUCCUGAAUUUCUGGCAUUUCCUGUAGAUUUCUUAAUGAAAUAUAAAAUGUUGUUAUAUCAAACAAAAUAUCAAUUCUUUCACCAAUUUAUUAUAAGUUUUGAGUUGAGUGUUAUCCAUUAUUGUUUUAUAAAUGUGUGAUUGUUUAAAAGAAUAGAUAACCAAUUUGUGUAAAAAAAUAAUUGUGUACAUUUCAUCUAUUUUUAGUUUAGUUUUACUUUUUAAAUACAUUUAACAGACAUCUGCAAACUUUGACAUUGCGUAUUCAAAGGUAGUUACAUGAAAUUGUCUUUCGACAUGCCAACCAUCCAAAAAAGUAGAAGCUACUACUCAAUACUCAUUGUCCAGUGAUAUGUAAUACCCACAUUGAGUUGUGGUCUUGUGUAGGGAAGGAACAACAUUUAUAAUUUGUUCUAUUAUUAUAAUAAUCCCUUUGAGCAAACGCCUUGCUCGCCAAUAUGUUAACUCAAAAUAUAUUCAAAACAAUAAUAUAACAGCAAAAAAAAAAGAUUACAUAUAUCUAAGAACUCAUACAUGGAGCUCUUGGUACACUGGUUUUUCAUUAAUUCUGAAAAAUGGAACCUUGCUCUAUUCCUCUGGUUACUUUGAAUGGACUAACAUAGAUUGUUAAAUAAAAAAAUCUAUCAAUAUUUUAGCGAGUACAGUAAUUGGUUCAGUGCUGCUUUCUCUUUUCUUUUUAUAUACUAGCUGUGAUCUAGCUUUUUAUAUGGCAUCUGAAUAUGAAAGGAAGAAUGACACAUUAGGUUCAAUCAUGUUGUCAUUGUUUCUUUAUAAAAAAAAAAACCUUCUUUCUCAAAAAUCAUACAUUGUGUCUCCUUACAAUACCACUGCUAACAUAACAGCACACAUUAUUCUUUUGUAUUUUAUCUGUAGUUUUGUUAUAUAGUUUUUAGAACACCUGGGAUAUUUGUCUUCUCUUUUGUGAGCGUGACUAUAGAAGAGGGCAGUACUGACAAAAAAAAAAAAAAGCAUAAAACCAAAACAAAAGUUACUCUAAAAAUGUGCUCACAGUGAUAAGCAACAAUUAGUCCCUAAGGGUUAAACGUUCCCCAAAUAUAACCCAAUGUCUACUGGUUUUAUGUUUCAUUUUUGGGUACUUACUAAAUGGAAAAAUCAGGUUUCUUUUUGUAGAUAAGGAUUACAAUGUACCACAUUAGCAGACUCUCUUUAUUUUGGUUUGUUAUAAUAAAUCUGCAUGACCUGUCUGGCUUGUCAGGAUAGUCACACUUACAAAAGGUAGGGACUGCAAAAAUUAGGGCCUGCCUUCCAACCCCAGCUUAAUUCUAUUUAGCUUACCCGAACUAGAGUUGGCAAAAAAAAACUCCACCAUACAAUGAAAAUAAGUAAAAGUUUGGGCAUUGAACUGUUGGUAUUAAGCAGCUUUAUUCAGUCAAAGAGUUUUAUCACUGAAUAGUCAAAAUAGUUAGUCUUACUCAUAAAUGAGGCAUGACUAGAAUGGACAUGGAAGAAAACACAC
Messenger RNA from Pelobates fuscus (common spadefoot toad), 5880 nucleotides. RefSeq names its product protocadherin-11 X-linked-like. The record is from RefSeq and is a predicted model, not a curated record. Lineage: Eukaryota; Metazoa; Chordata; Amphibia; Anura; Pelobatidae. Gene Ontology annotation, molecular function: cadherin binding; calcium ion binding. Gene Ontology annotation, biological process: homophilic cell-cell adhesion. Gene Ontology annotation, cellular component: plasma membrane; catenin complex. The transcript has 5 exons. Bases 666 to 3764 code for a protein of 1032 amino acids.